Erythranthe guttata (spotted monkey flower) is the source of this 905-nucleotide messenger RNA. RefSeq names its product actin-depolymerizing factor 2. Gene Ontology annotation, biological process: actin filament depolymerization. NCBI's taxonomy places the organism in Eukaryota, Viridiplantae, Streptophyta, Magnoliopsida, Lamiales, Phrymaceae. The record is from RefSeq and is a predicted model, not a curated record. Gene Ontology annotation, cellular component: actin cytoskeleton. Gene Ontology annotation, molecular function: actin binding.
CUUCGCUGUGAAUAAAGUCAUCUGUAGUCUUUUAUUCUUCUGUCUCUCUCUUUCCCAAUAUCUACUCGCAAAACAUACACACGCGCGCACGCGCAACCCUUUUUUCCGGCCCUAAAUCUUCUCUUUGAAGAAGCUUGUCAAAACCAACCUCGAUCUUCUCCGAAUACAACUCGGUUACCAUGGCUAAUUCAGCAUCAGGAAUGGCAGUGCACGAUGACUGCAAACUGAAGUUUAUGGAGUUGAAAGCUAAAAGGACACAUCGCUUCAUAGUAUACAAGAUUGAGGAGAAGCAAAAACAGGUUAUGGUGGAAAAGCUCGGUGAACCAAUCGAAACUUACGAGGACUUUACUGCAAGCCUUCCUGCUGAUGAAUGCAGAUAUGCAGUUUUCGAUUUCGACUUUGUGACCGAAGAGAGUGUCCAAAAGAGCAAGAUUUUCUUCAUUGCAUGGUCGCCUGAUACAGCAAAAGUGAGGAGCAAAAUGAUCUAUGCCAGCUCAAAGGAUAGGUUCAAGAGAGAACUUGAUGGAAUUCAGGUAGAGCUUCAAGCCACAGAUCCGACUGAAAUGGGUCUCGAUGUUUUCAAAAGUCGUGCUUUUUAAAAAAAUCUCGAGUUGCAGCAAAGUAUGGUAUAUGAAUCUUUGCUCUACUUAAGGGGGAAAAAAUGUUAAUAGUUUGUGGAACUAUGCUAUGCAGCAUCUGUUGUCGAAGUUUUUAUUUCUUUAGUACGGUCAUUACGUAGAACAAAUUUCGUUAUUUUGGCUAUUUUUCGUUUGUGGGUUUAUUUUAUUUCAUUUGACUGCAUGGGCCGGAUAAACCAUUAUCGGAUUGGUUUAUAUAUCCGUCCCAGAAAAUGUAUUCUUGACUCUUUUCUAUUGGCCUCCUAAUUUCAAAUUGUUCUGUUCCGA